Messenger RNA from Mesocricetus auratus (golden hamster), 933 nucleotides. Its product is annotated as olfactory receptor 10J1-like. Bases 1 to 933 code for a protein of 310 amino acids. Lineage: Eukaryota; Metazoa; Chordata; Mammalia; Rodentia; Cricetidae. Gene Ontology annotation, cellular component: membrane. Gene Ontology annotation, biological process: G protein-coupled receptor signaling pathway. The record is from RefSeq and is a predicted model, not a curated record. Gene Ontology annotation, molecular function: G protein-coupled receptor activity; olfactory receptor activity. The transcript has a single exon.
AUGAAGAGAACCAACUUCACAGGGGUAAGAGAGUUUGUCUUCCAAGGUUUCUCCAAUUUUCAAGAAUACCAGCUCACACUCUUCGUUGUCUUCUUUGCCCUGUACCUCCUGACUCUGGCUGGCAAUGUCAUCAUUGUGACCAUUAUCCGCAUUGACCACCACCUUCACACCCCCAUGUAUUUCUUCUUAAGUGUUCUCUCCACUUCAGAGACUUUCUAUUCCCUGGUUAUCAUCCCACGAAUGCUUGGUAGCCUUGUGGGUCUGAGCCAAACCAUCUCCCUGGAGGACUGUGGUACACAGCUCUUCUUUUUCCUUGGAUUUGCAAUCACAAACUGUCUCCUGCUGGCAGUCAUGGGUUAUGAUCGCUAUGUGGCCAUCUGCAACCCACUUCGUUAUACGAUCAUCAUGAAUUGGAGGGUGUGCACCAUUCUGGCAUCUUCAGUCUGUGCUACGGGAUUCUUUUUCUCACUCAUCCAGGCUGUGUCCAUUUUCAGGUUGCCUUUUUGCAACUCACUGAUUGAACAUUUCUUCUGUGAUGUCCGACCUAUUUUGGAUCUGGCCUGUGAAGUGCCAGUGGUCAAUGAUAUCUUGACAUUAGUUCUCAGCCUCUUGGCCAUCACAGCACCUGCCACUUUUCUAUUUGUCUCCUAUGUCCUCAUCAUCUCCACCAUACUCAAGAUUGCCUCAGCUGAGGGCCGGAAGAAAACUUUUGCCACCUGUGCCUCCCACCUCACUGUGGUUGUGAUCCACUAUGGCUGUGCCUCCAUUGCCUACUUCAAGCCCAAGUCAGAGAACACCAGGGACCAGGACCAGCUGAUCUCAGUGACUUACACUGUUAUAACACCUCUGCUAAAUCCCGUCGUGUAUAGUCUGAGAAACAAAGAAGUUCAGGAUGCCCUGCGGAAAGUGAUGGGUAGGAAAUCCCUAUCAUAG